This is a messenger RNA of Astrephomene gubernaculifera, 946 nucleotides long. Lineage: Eukaryota; Viridiplantae; Chlorophyta; Chlorophyceae; Chlamydomonadales; Astrephomenaceae. The record is from the annotation of a GenBank genome assembly.
AUUUGCCAAGACACACAACACACGUCAACAUAUAAUAUGCGAGGGAUGAUAAAAAACAUAAGACGCGUUGCCUGAUGUGCCGACAUUUCCAACAGAAACACUUACAUCUCAAAUAUGGCUUAGGAUAGCAUGAUCAGAUAUGCGUUAGUUGCAUUGGGGUCACAAGGGAUCAAUGAAGCGAAGGACGGAGGACGUAUGGAGGCGAAAAGCCAUCAGUAAAAAGGCCAAGAAGAAUGGUAGGCGGCCGAUUGCUAUCUACGAAGACGAUGAGGAGGAGGAGGAGGAGGAGCUGAGCUAUCAACCAAAACGACGGACGACGGAGCGUGGUCGGAUGGCUCCGGCAAAUGAGGCUCGACAGCAGCGCCAUGUUACAGCAGCGGAACCUCCAGGCCUCUACAGCCGCCCUGCUUUGUUUCGCACUGCUUGGGACAGCCCAUCAUCUCACCAGCUGUCUCUGGCUGCCAUGGAUGUUGACAGCGAUCAGGAGGAUGGGUACGGCACCCCGCCACCAGCACCACGGCAACGGUAUCAACGGCAGCAAUUGCCACAACCAGCGCAGCGCCAGCAGCCCCAGCGGCAGCCUCUAUCCCCUCCACCUCCACCACAACGUCAGCAGCAGCAGCCCACGCCGCCGCCGCAGCUGCGACCACACCCCCAGCCGGUACAAAACCAUCAGCAGCGGCAGCAGCAGGCACCUCCACCUCCCCUACCGCAGCAGCAGCGCCAGCAGCCCAGCCGCCUCUGCAAACCCAGGAAGAACCGCUACAGGACCAUUGGCAGCGGCCGCCUCGAUCCCCUCCACCUCCACCACAACGUCAGCAGCAGCAGCCCACGCCGCCGCCGCAGCUGCGACCACACCCCCAGCCGGUACAAAACCAACGGCAGCCGGCACCCCCACCUCCCCCACCGCAGCGCCAGCCACCGCUCCCGCCUCAACAGCAACGGC